Molecule: messenger RNA, 3152 nt
Organism: Exophiala xenobiotica
Lineage: Eukaryota; Fungi; Ascomycota; Eurotiomycetes; Chaetothyriales; Herpotrichiellaceae
Exons: 1
Coding region: 32-3127 (1031 amino acids)
Biological process (GO): mismatch repair
Cellular component (GO): MutLalpha complex
Molecular function (GO): ATP-dependent DNA damage sensor activity; ATP binding; mismatched DNA binding
Source: RefSeq, a predicted model, not a curated record
GUCUUCCACCUUGGUACAAUCAUGGGCUGGCAUGGCCACCAUCAAGGCCAUCGAGGCCAAAUCAGUACAUCAGAUCCAGUCUGGUCAAGUCAUCGUUGACUUGUGUUCUGUGGCGAAAGAACUGGUUGAGAACAGCCUGGAUGCGGGUGCCACUUCAAUCGAAGUUCGCUUUAAGAACAAUGGCCUGGAUUCAAUUGAGGUGCAAGAUAAUGGAUCCGGAAUUUCUCCUGCCAACUACGAUAAUGUCGCUCUGAAGCACUUCACCUCGAAAUUGUCUAACUAUGACGACCUCUCGAGCCUGCAAACUUUCGGUUUUCGAGGCGAAGCGCUUUCUUCCCUCUGUGCUCUGUCCAAAUUCAAUAUGACUACUGCGCAAUCAGACGAAGCGCCAAAGGGCAAACGCCUCGAAUUUGACACCUUAGGGCGACUGACAUCCACCAAUAUUGUGGCUUGUCAGAAAGGCACAACUGUUACCGUCGAGGGCUUGUUCGAAAGUCUGCCUGUGCGGAGGAAAGAGCUCACCAAGAACAUCAAACGGGAAUAUGGCAAAGUCCUUGGCUUGCUGCAAGCCUAUGCUUGUAUCUGCGUCAACGUUAAGUUUACCGUCAAGAACACCAUGCCAAAGGCCAAAAGUAUGACGGUUUUCUCAACGAAGGCCAAUGCCAGUACUCGAGAGAAUAUUGCCAACGUUUAUGGUGCGAAGACUUUGGCGGCCCUGAUACCCAUAGACUUGGACCUAGACUUUCAACCAACGCUCACGCAACUGGCCCGCAAAGAUAAGUCCAAUGGCAAGAUCCAUGUCAGAGGUCACAUCUCGAAACCUGUCUUUGGAGAGGGAAGGCAAACUCCGGAUCGGCAAAUGUUCUUUGUUAACGGCAGACCUUGUGGCCUGCCACAGAUCGCUAAAGCCAUCAAUGAGGUAUACAAGUCGUUUAAUGUUUCUCAAUCACCUUUUGUCUUUGCAGAUUUCCAAAUGGACACGAACGCCUACGACGUCAAUGUGUCACCAGACAAGCGGACUAUACUACUACACGAUGCAGCGGCUCUUGUCGAGAACCUGAAGACUGCACUGGAUGAUAUGUUUGAACAACAGGAUCAAACCAUACCACAAUCUCAGCUGCAAGCGCCUAGGCUACCAGCUUUCCAGAAGCUGAACUUUCAAAGUCGUCCUCCCUCAGAUUCGCCAGAGUCCGAAAGCCGGCAGGGGUCAGUACGAGAAAGAUCUUUACUCAGUGAUGACAGCUCCAUCGACCACGGAGCGGAAGGCGGCGAUGACGAUGGUUCAGCUUCCCUCUUGCGUGAACACUUUCGAAACUUCACCAGCACAAGAGAUGAGAGCGAAGUGCAUGGAAAGAUGCCAGAAAGCCUUCUUAAAGACCGGGAAAGGCGAGCUGAGAAGGUGGCUCGAAGAGUCGCAGAGCAACACGAGAAAUUUGAGGAGCAGGACGAGUAUGAUGAUGUACUUGAAAUUCAGGAGACGGCGCCAACCCAAGAGACAGAGCAGUCGCAGGACGAUCCUGUCAAGAUCCAUGUUCGGGACUUCAACGAGCGAAUGGCGGAGCAAGGAUCUAGAUCGGCAAGUAGAAAUCAUUCCGCGUCCUCCAGCGACGUCGAGAGGGCUUCUGAAAUCCGAUCACUGAGCCAACAGGCCAGCAAGGAAGACAAAGGCGUGGUACCAAAUGCAUUUGACAGGAUGAGGCCGAAGAGGGUGCCCGCGGAAAUUGCUACAGUGACAAUUGGUGACAAGACCAUUACGACUGUCAUCGGAUCUCAGUUGCCUAGAUUUCCUGAAAUCAAGGGGAAGCGAAACGGUCAGGGCGGCGAGACUCCGUCAGGGGCACAGCGUACGAAAUCCGCAGCAGCAUUCCAGUUCUCUCAAAAGCUACGCAAUUUUGGUGCUCAGAGCACUCCGGACGAGGAGGGAGAUUUAGAGACACGCGUAGAGCAAUCUGACUCUUCAGAUGAUGAUUCAGAAGAGGUCGAAGAGAGAAGUUUGGAUCAAAAUGCUACUACCAAGCAGACGGACGUCGAUGAAGACGAGGUAGAGAUGGAAGCAGUGACUCCGAAAGAAGACCUGGACAAUGGAUCAGAUCCUGAUUACAUUGACGAACAAGAGAAGAAAAGGUUUGAAGAAGCCCGGGUUGCUGAACUCAUCCGGAUUGCUGAAGAAAGUUCUGCCCUACCCAGCAAAGAGAACCUGAAGCGAGCUACAAAAGCACUUUCUGGUGGUCGGGUCAAGGAUUCCACGACCAGCCUUUUGACGGCUAUUGACUUCUCUAUGGAGUCCGUGACUCUGGGCAUGCGGCAGCUUACAGAAAUGGGCAUGGCGACUGAGGCAUUACGAGUCCAACAAGACUACAAUCCUGUUGCUCAAGAUCCUGAAGCCCAAUUGUCUCUUACUGUCUCCAAAGGGGACUUUGCAAACAUGGACAUUGUGGGGCAAUUCAAUCUCGGCUUCAUUCUGGCAGUGAGAGCCUCUAGCGAAGGAGACAAUGGCAUGUCUAGAUCCAAACGGAACGAAUUGUUCAUCAUUGACCAGCAUGCAUCAGACGAGAAGUACAACUUUGAACGACUCCAGGCAGAGACCGUCGUCGGAAAUCAGAGGCUAGUCCAACCUGUGACGCUCGAUCUGACAGCAGUGGAGGAAGAGAUUGUUCUCGAGAACAACGUCGCGCUAGAAAAGAACGGCUUCGUUGUCGAGAUUGACACGAGCGGACAAAGCGUUGUAGGGCGGAGAUGCAGACUUGUCAGCUUACCCUUGAGCAAGGAGGUCGUCUUCAACACACGAGACCUGGAGGAGCUCAUUCAGCUGCUUGCGGAAGCACCUGGUCUGGGUACACAAAGCAGGCAUGGCGUUCCUCGGCCAGGCAAGGUCAGGAAGAUGUUUGCCAUGAGAGCAUGCCGGUCGAGCAUCAUGAUUGGCAAGACAUUAUCGAGAAAGCAGAUGGAGAAGGUCGUGUCGCAUAUGGGAACCAUUGAUAAGCCCUGGAAUUGUCCUCAUGGUCGGCCAACGAUGAGACACCUAUGCAGUCUGAAUACCUUGCAGCCGUGGAUAGAGGGUGAUAUGGAGGAUGGCGAUGAACCUGUAUCAUUGGGAGAGGCACUGCAAAGAUAUGCAACCGAGUAGUAUAUAAGUAUAAUUUGGUGUUACA